This is a messenger RNA of Aspergillus piperis CBS 112811, 1359 nucleotides long. Its product is annotated as amino acid transporter. The record is from RefSeq and is a predicted model, not a curated record. Bases 1 to 1359 code for a protein of 452 amino acids. Gene Ontology annotation, biological process: amino acid transmembrane transport. Gene Ontology annotation, cellular component: membrane. Gene Ontology annotation, molecular function: L-amino acid transmembrane transporter activity. The transcript has 8 exons. NCBI's taxonomy places the organism in Eukaryota, Fungi, Ascomycota, Eurotiomycetes, Eurotiales, Aspergillaceae.
AUGUCCACCCAGGAUGAAGACAUCAAUUAUGGGAGUACUGCAGGCCCUGCGUCUAGCCUAGCGCCCCAUGCCUCAUUUCGGCGGAACUUGGGUACGUCCGAGGCGUUCAGCAUCAUCAUCAAUAUCGUUAUCGGAAGCGGGAUAUUUACCUCUCUUGGCGCCAUUGACACCAAUGUCCCCUCCCCAGGUGCAGCCCUAGUCGUUUGGUUCGUGGGGGGCAUCUUGGCUUGGACAGGUGCUGCAACUAUGGCCGAGCUCAGGGCGGCGAUUCCGGGUGAAGGAGGUGUUCAACAGUACCUCCAGUAUAUCUACAGCGAGGCCUUUGGCUUCCUCGCCGGGUGGACAUGGGUCGUUGCGGUAGUGCCGGCCUCGCUCGCAAUCCUGAGCAUUGUGUUCGUGGAAAGCAUCUACUCUGCGACCGGGGUGACCGAUCAACCCGAUAGGAUGGCACAUAAGCUUCUAUCCUCUCUGGUUUUCAGUACGCGGCUUAACACAUUCUCUUUCACCACCAUGUUCGCUGCUAUCGCAGUCACUGUGGUUGCGGGACUGGGCUUCUUUGAUGCUCGCAACACCGUUGGCUUGGACGGGAGGGAGAUAGAGUGGCAGAAGUUACAAAGGUGGGAAUCUCUCGGUCAUUAUUCCGCCACACUUUGUGGUGCACUGUGGGCAUACUCUGGAUGGGAUAAGGCAAUCUAUGUUAGCGCCGAACUUUUUUGUCCGGCCCGCCAGUUACCUUUAGCCAUCAAUACCGCGGUUCCCAUUGUCAUCCUCAGUUUCAUCGCAGUGAAUAUUGCCUACUAUAUCCUCCUGCCUUGGAGUCUAGUGUCCACAACCGAUAGUGUAGCAGUGACAUCAUUUACAGCGGGUCUUAUCUGCCUGGUGGUGGCAGGAUCCUUGCUGGGAAGUUCGUUUGUCGCCGGUCGCAUAGUGGUUGCUGCAGCAAAUCCCACCUUCCUGGCCCGCGUUGGCACCGUUUCAGGGCGAUCGACUUCGACAGCAGAUGCCCCCAUCAAUGCGAUCUUCUUCUCUACCACCUGUUCUAUUGUGUACAUUUACUUCGGGAACUUUCGGGUCUUGGCGACAUUCAGUGGUCUGUCUGCGCAUAUCUUUUUAUUCCUGACCAUGGUCGGCGCUAUCAUCCUUCGGGUCCGUGAACCAGAGCUGCCCCGCCCGUAUAAGCCGACGAUCUGUGUUGCCGUUGUGUUUGCUCUGGUCAGUGGGUGUGUGGUUGCUCGUGGCGCUGUUUUUGCUCCUGUGCAGGCCGUGGUGCUCAUUGGACUAUGGCUGGUGGGCCUAGGGUUGUAUAGUGCGAGGAGGCAAUGGAUAGGGAAGGGAGAGGCGGAGAGUAGCGAGCAAUAG